Naegleria gruberi is the source of this 943-nucleotide messenger RNA. RefSeq lists its product as uncharacterized. The annotation marks the transcript as partial. The transcript has a single exon. The record is from RefSeq and is a predicted model, not a curated record. NCBI's taxonomy places the organism in Eukaryota, Heterolobosea, Eutetramitea, Acrasida, Naegleriidae.
CGCUUGCAAAAAAAAAUGUCUUUCGGAAUGAACGCUUCACACCGCCGCAAAUUGGGAGACGACAAUGAUGAUGAUCACACUUAUUACGGCAGGGUUGAACAACAACAAAUAACAACCCCACCAAAGAAUAAGGCAGUCUCUGGAUUUGAGUUCUCAGAGUUUAGACAGCAGAGAUUGCAGAGCUUGGCUGGUUUGGAUGUUGAAACGUCUCCAUCAUCAAAUGAUGAAUUUGCCAAUAAGGCAAGAGAGAGAGUAUCUUUUAGUAUUCCGAGAAUGGAUUUUUCAAUGAUGGGAGGUGAUAAUCAAUCUUCAUCAUUUGGUUCACCUCCACUUUCAUCGGAGAGGACAGAUUCUGUCAGAUCAAAUUUUGGUAAAGUAUUUGAUGAAGAUAUGUUGCAAUUAUUGAAUCCAAUUGCUUCUCGGGUUCAUUCCUUUGAAAAUAGAAGCAGUAGGAGGAGAAGUAUUAGUAAUAGUUCGAAAAACAGUCCUGAGGUUAAUUCAGGCAUUGUAGAUUGUCCAAACCUUGAACAGAACGAGUCUGGAUUAUCAUCUUUCCUUUGGAAACAAAGCAAGGAAUAUUUGUAUGUUUUGAUACCGAUGGGAGGAGAUAAGGGUUUCUAUAAACAGGAUGAAAAUAUUGAACUAGAUGUUCAAAUCAAAUCAAAGAGAAUUUACGCAGCCUUCAAUGAGAAGGGUUCAGAUAUUCCACACGAAAAGCUUGUCGAUUCAGAGUUGAGCAUUGAGGUUCAAGUAGAUGAAUCAGGUUGGUGUAUUAGAAAUUCUCAUUUACUUUUAGAGUUGAAAAAAAGAGAUUCAUCUGAUGAUGUUCAAUUCCCUUUGCAAUCGAGAUUAAGAGUUAGAGAACUAGAGGAGGAAGCUGAAAAUUCUUGUAAAUAUGAAGUAAUGUCAUCAGAUGCUCCACUCCACAAGGAAAUUUAUCAGA